Messenger RNA from Dermacentor albipictus, 4152 nucleotides. RefSeq lists its product as uncharacterized. Lineage: Eukaryota; Metazoa; Arthropoda; Arachnida; Ixodida; Ixodidae. The record is from RefSeq and is a predicted model, not a curated record.
ACGGAAUUUAUGUUUAAACUAAACGCUGCUACGAUGAAAAAGCGAGCAACGCGGCGGGAGGCAUUGUAAAGGAGGCAUUGACAUAAACAAACACACGUGCUUCCGAAAUGUCGAGCCGUGGCGACGAAUGUUUGAACGGCAGCCUAAAGAAAUCCGGCAGCAAAUGCUCGAAAGAGCUUUUGAGAAGCGAAAUUAUCACACGUGAAGAUCAUAUUCGCUCCCUCGUUCAGUCCAAAGGGCCGCCGAAAACUUUUCAAGUGAGAAGCUCGGCCCUGGCACAGGCAAGGUCCUUCCUUCCGAAGCUGGUCGAGGCUGAGAGGACAAGGCUGGCCGCUGGCUGCGAUGAUGGUGCGAGCAUCGAGGCAGAAGACACUGCCAGCGAGGGACCCUUUAUUGAGAUGAACUUUGCCCUCGCUGGACCAGUGUCCAGCAGCGAGAGCUCCUCAGACUCGGAGGUUGAGGAGUUUGACUCUGAAGUGGAGGAAGCCAGCCCAACCAUUCAAGUGAGGCCCACCCGUAGAGCAGUCCGUCGAGGCCCAGCCACCCUCAUCAAGGAACUCCCACAGGUGGACAGUCAGCCACAGGCCGAUCGUUCGUAGAUGUCUGUCCUCCAACGCUGGGCCUUGCGUUCUCUCUCAGCUGACACUUGCGGUGCUUUUUGAAAGCCUGCAAUGGAGGCGGAUUAUGCAGAAGGCUUGUGAAUGGCGCUCUGUAAAUGUCCACAUCUGGUCGGUACGUUUCAGUUACUGUAUUGACUCCAAACUCUGAACAACAAAUUACAGAAAGGGAGUAUAGAUGUAUUUUUGAAUUAUCAGCAAAAAAGCCAUGCCUGAAACUUGGCAACGAAACCUCCCACGAAGAAAGCAAUGAUCCGAGCUUAGCUGUUUUGAGCUGUUGCUACAAUUGUACAUCAGUGUGUACAGUCUUAACAUUAGAUGGGGUUGACCAUCUUGGGCUACAAGUCUAUGCUGUAGUUUGAUGUGUACACAAAUGUGUUAACUCCUGAUAGUUCUUUGUUGAAGACUUUUCCCAUAUUUUUUGUGCGUUAUAGCUGCACCCCAAAAUUUUUCACAUAUUUUUUGAAAGAAAGAUUGUGUUUAUUAUGUGAGCAGUUUUUCUUACGGUGAGGCAGGCACAAAUCAUUUAGCUUGCGCAAAAGAUGAGAAAGAGUUAAAUGAAUAAUUUGCUUCAGCAAGAAAAGGUAGCUAUGGAGUAUGUUAAAAAGGUGCCAAGGAACAUAGCGUUGUAAGUUAAAACACCAGACUUUUUGAAAUCCCAUCUCCCAAAUGUUUGACCUGAUUGAGGUUUGGGACACAAUAUGCACUUGUUAUCCGCAUGUUGUGUUCUAAAAACUUUGCCACAUUUUUUUAUUGUGGGUUAGGUAGUGAAAACUUGACAAAAAAGAACAUGGCAAGGUCGCUGACUUGCCAUGGCAAAAAUUAGUGACUAGCUGUAAAUGGAUGUUUUUUGCAGUCAUUGCUACUUGUUGAAUUAUGUUUGACCUAGAAUGUGUAACAAAAACCUUUUGUAUUAGCUUUAGGGUGUCACAGUCUCUAUGUUUUUUCACUUCAAGCCUGUUGAGAUAGUAUUUUGUCACAGAAACUAAAUUGAACCCCAUCUCUCAACAGUUUGAAUUCGCAUUGUUGCGUUGCGUUUUCUCUGAAUAGUGGAAGCAUCCACCAUUGUUCCAGUGACUUCGAAGUUUUGCCCACUCGUGCUAGUCCUCAGUUUCUCUCUUUAUUGUUGUGGUGUUGUAGCAAAACCAGCUGUCACACAAAGGUUAUUGAUGUGUUCCAGCAUAAGUGAUAUCUGGGCACGUAUCUGUUGCUUUGAAAAUCUGCUGUGCUGCAAUUGUUCUGGCUUGCUGCCUUGCUUGAAAGCUGUUAUUAUUUUGCUGGAACUUUUAUUUGUGAACAACUUUAAAUAUGCAGUGGAAUUUUGGUGAUAUGAAUCUGACAGGGUCAUGAAAAAUAUUUGUAUCAUUGAAAACAUUGAAAACUAGCAAGCUAAAUUAACUAAAUUCACAGUGACAAGUUUUUUUACUUAGAAAAGUAAAAAGCACAAUGAUAAAAAGGUAUUUUAUUAGCUGCGGGAGAAAUCCCUGAUGGUCUUCUGUUUCUUUUUCGUCAGACUUUUUCAAAUUCAUUAAAACCUGUGCAUGUGUCGUUGCUGAACUCAUCUGUGGCCAUAGCACGCCCGAGGAUGUUGAGGGCAUGCGGCGUUACAGCUGCUGGUGAUGGCUGCUCGUCGUUGCCCCCACGAUUUUCACCGCCUUCGUCAUCACUGGAAUUUGUAGCCUCGGAUGCGGCCUUGUUGAGAAAUUCUUCAACUGUGCAUGCACCGCAUGUGGCAAGGUUGCAGUCUGCGGUAAUAAAAUCAUGCAUGGAGCACCCGGCAUCAAGCUCGUACCAGCCCUCGGUUUCCGGGUCCUCCGGCUCUGGGGGCACCUCUGUAGGAUUCUUGAGGAAGAUGCACUUACUGAAGAAGUUGCCUACUGUAACUGGCGUGACUCGGUCCCAAGCCAUGGCUAUAAAGCGAAUAGCAUCCACCAGUAUUCGCAAGUCUCCGUUCUUGCAAUCGGUUUUGGUGAGAAGGCGGUGCACAGGAGGUCCUUUAAAGUAACACUUCGGAUUCCUUAUGACUCCAGCGUCAAGUAGUUGUAGGUGCGUGAUCCUGUUGGCAGGCAAAAAUACAAGCUGGACGUUCUGAAGUGUCUCUUGCCUCUAGUGUAUGGUACACUGAUCAAGAAUCAAGAUGAUUUUCCUGUUUCUGCUUCCCAUCCUUCUGUCAAGGAGAGAGACAAACUCUUCGAACAGGGUUGUUGUGAUCCAUGCCUUUUUGUUGAUGCAACAGAAGCAAGGCAGAUGACCCUCCUGCUUCAAACACUGGUGCUUCUGUGACUUCCUCACCACCAUCAGUUAAGUUUUUUAGACCCAUCGGCAUUGCUACAAAAGAGAUUCAAUUCUUGCUUUUUCCCUCCUUGUCAUGCUUCGCCCUUUAAUGCACAGGCUCUUCUCUGGCUGAAGGUUGGAAAGCAGACCUGCCUCAUGUGCGUUGAAGACAUCACACCAUGAUGAGUGACUGCAGUGUAGUUGAGAGGCAUUCGUUCAUGGCUGACUUGUCGACCUUUUUUCCUUUGCCAAAGAUGCUUUUGUACACGAGACCGUGCUUCAUUUUGAAACGGUGCAGCCAGCCGCCAGAAGCCUGAAAUCCAUCAAUGCAUGAAGUAAGCACAAUCUUGUCGGUUUUCUCUCUUAAAACCUUGCUCUUGAUAUUUGUGUUGGAUGCAGUAACUUCCUUAAACCACGUUAGCAGAUUGGUAGAGCUUCCUCUAGCUCAACAUCGUGGGCCGUCUUCACCUCCUUAGCGUUGACAUUGAAGGGAACCAUUCUUCAUGUUGCUCAUGUUGCCCAACAAUGGUGCUCAACGUCGACAUUCUGAAGCCUAGCUCCUUCGUCAACUUGCUCCGUUCUUUUACUUCUGGGCGUCAUCCACCUUUCGCCGGAUGCCCAGUCUUUCUUUAAAAGAAAGAGCUCUCCGCUUGUAAGACAUAGCUUACUGCAAUGCAGCAAACAGGCGUGAACUGAGAACAAGAGCGUGGCUUUGAAUGCAGCAGCAGCAGAGACAACUUUGGGGCCCAAAAAGAUGCACACAAAAGUGUCACCCUCCCCGACUGGCAGGCUGCAGCCUUCUGCGCCAGUGCCAUCUGUACCCUCUCAGCAAAGGCACACAAAGGCGCAGCAGGGCCACUGAGAUUGUGCAUGCUUAAACUGCUGUGUGCGCACCCUCUCAGAGGCUAUAUAAAGCGCUGCUGCUGGGUUGCGCUAGCAACUUGCCAAGCUGGUGGUGCAUGACUGCGUGCUGUUCUGUUCUGCGGCCAGACGUGGGGCGGUCUGUGGGGCGGCGUCUGUUCGUAUAAGGCACUGUGGGGUGAAAAUCCGUUCGCAACAACCAUAUUCUAGCAUAUUGUAGGCUAAUGGACCUUAGCCAGUGCCACUGAAAAAUUCAUAUCUCUCCAAAAUUUGUAGGAGCCAUGAUCGUAUCACCGAAAUUCUACUGUAUUGAAAUUAAAGCUAAUUUUGGGUCAGAUGCUUCUGUCUGAAGCUUUUAUCAUAAUUUAUAGCUACGAAAUACACUUUGUAUUUGAUUUGA